This is a messenger RNA of Diachasma alloeum, 1428 nucleotides long. RefSeq names its product CD63 antigen. The transcript is spliced from 6 exons. Bases 62 to 1045 code for a protein of 327 amino acids. The record is from RefSeq and is a predicted model, not a curated record. NCBI's taxonomy places the organism in Eukaryota, Metazoa, Arthropoda, Insecta, Hymenoptera, Braconidae. Gene Ontology annotation, cellular component: membrane.
AUCCGUCCGGAGUCAAUCCAAACAAAGAGUUUAGGUUGUUGUGAGUCCGCAUGGUGAUAUAAUGAAGAAAAAUACAGCGAAGUCGUUUCUCAAGUGGUUUCACAUAUUCCUUUCAUUAAUAAUACUCAGCGCCGCAAUCUACAUAUUCGUUUUCACAUGUCUAAUGAAACCUAAACUUUCCACGUAUUUGCCUUAUUUAUAUGAUUAUUCAUCAAAACCGGUGCUUUUUCUACUCGUUGGAUCCGCAUUGGCAGUUGCUGUGUCAUUUGUGGGGAUUAUCUCUGUUUGGCAAGAAUGGAUUCGAGGGAUCGUUACUUUCACACUGUUCAUUGUGUAUUUGUUGAUCUCAAUGAUUGCGCUCGCAACAACAGCAUACUUUUUAUCAUCAUCGGUCGAUGAAAGGAUGCAUUUCAGCUUAAAAACGGAUAUGGCCAACUAUGAAUCCAAUAAAAAAAUAGUUGAUAAUCUACAAAUUCAGUUAUCAUGCUGUGGUCUCAAGGAUUUCACCGAUUGGGCCGAAUUUCUGGACUACAUCCCCGGUUCCUGUUGCCAAUCGCCGGCCUUCUGCGAUACUUCAGAAGUAUCGAAACUUCAUUUAGCUGGCUGCUACACGGCCCUGAAAGACAUUGUUGAAUACUCCGUAACAAUGAUUUUUGUUGUCCUUGUUGGUCUCGCCAUAAUCGAGAUUUGCUCCAUCAUCAGUUCCAUCUUUCUCGUGGCUUGCUUGAGGCGAGAAAGGAAGGGCGAAAACGAUAAUAGUGCGAGAGAUUCGAUCCAACUACCGCGAGUUCACAAUCCUCUGGGACAGAAUGCAACGCCAAGUAUUACGAUAACAAGUCCAGGAGGAACAGCGGAUGAGCCUUUGGAGCCAGUUUAUGUCAGACGUCCCAUUGAGAGACCCAUUAUUUUUGCCUAUAGGAGCCCACAUGAGGAUUAUCUCCAUCGACCACCGCAAUAUCGCUUUGACAGCCGAAGAAUCAGUUUCACCAACAAUAAGCAAGGAAAACACACACCCCAUGUCUACGACUCUUCCAGAUACUCUUGAUAAAGAAUCUCCCCAGUAGAUCUGAAUCGUAAAUUAAUGCAAAUCACCACGAUUCUUCGCACUCAUUAUUAAAUUAUUAUUCAAGUAUUUAUAUUACAUACACUCCAUAAAAUUGCACAUCAUCAUUAAAGCACUAGAUGUCUGUAUUAGAAGUUCAUAUGCAAGCGGUAUAUUUAUUCUGCUUCUUAACUAUCACAAUACUAAUCUCAUUCUAAAUCAUCUUGUCAGGUUGCACUAAAUGUUAAAUAGAUUUGAUAUUCAUUGUUAAUUGUUGCACCGUGGAAGAUUUUUUUUGUUAGAUGAUGGUUGGUAAUAUUUAAAAAAUAAUUGUAUGUAGAUAUAUUUUUCGUGAGUGUUACCAAUAAAGUUUACCUUCUUGUUAA